This is a messenger RNA of Merops nubicus (carmine bee-eater), 2664 nucleotides long. RefSeq names its product family with sequence similarity 35, member A (gene SHLD2). Gene Ontology annotation, biological process: regulation of double-strand break repair via homologous recombination. The record is from RefSeq and is a predicted model, not a curated record. Gene Ontology annotation, cellular component: nucleus; site of double-strand break. The transcript has 8 exons. Lineage: Eukaryota; Metazoa; Chordata; Aves; Coraciiformes; Meropidae. Bases 1 to 2664 code for a protein of 887 amino acids.
AUGUCAAAAAGACCUCAAAUUCAUAUUUUUAUGGGAGCACCCACUAUCCCAAGCCCACUGGGAGUCUCAGAACAAGAUAAUUCAGUGCCUGCAGCUGAACAAUGGAGAGAACUCUGCUGGUGUGAUACAAGUAGGUUGUUUUCUGAAAAAGUAAAAGGUGCUGACUGCUCAGAGUGUGAGGCAGAAAGCUCUGUAGUCACAGCAGUUGCCACAAACGAUGGCAGCUCUCAGCAGUCUGAACAGGAGAGAUUAAUAAUAGCAAAAGACUAUUUGCCAUCUCUUGUGCCUGUGGCAGUAACUUGUACCAGCACACCUGAAAUGACUGAAAGUUUGGUUUAUUCUGAUUGUCAGAUAUCUAGAGAUAGAUGCACACAUGAAAAUAUGAAUCAGGCUGCAGAUCAACACCUUCUGCAAAAACCUGAAGAAUCAGCUAGACAAGAUAAACUAUCCCAUGGCUGUGGCUCAGACCUCACUGAUAGAAAGGCCAGUCAUUUAGAAGUUAAAAGCUCUGACAUUUCUGAGCUGGUUACCAAUACUAAGCAGAUUAGCAUACAUCUAAGGUCUGUGGGACAAGGUGUUCAAUCAGAUAAUGGAAAUUACCACCAUGAACAUCUAAGCCAAUAUCUGGAUAUGUUUUUCCUCCCCAAUCAAGAGUCAAAACCAAAAGGCAGACCAAGUAAUUUUUCAGACUUUGCAGUGUCAACAGAUACUGAAUUUCGUAGCAUAAUGACAGCCAGUCAGAUGGCUCUUGUGGCUCAGGGAUGGAAUGAAGUGCAGGAAAGAAUAAUAAAACUGAGGGAAACAAAAGCAGGCAAAAAACCUGAAGAAAGACAGCGUGAUCACUUUCAACUGGAUUCUGAUGUUGGAACAUGUCUUAAUGUGGCUGAGAAGGAAUAUAAAGAGGAGUAUACAAGUUCCCUUGAACUUUUCAACUCAGAGGCUGAUGGAGCAAAUGUUUGCUUUGAAGCUCCAAAACGAGAAGGAAGUGCUCAGGAACUUAAUGUCCCUGCUGAGCAGUUUGUAAAUGAAAUCCAUAUUGAACCACUGAGCUCAGGAAUAUUGUGCUCCCAAGGAGACAGUUGUCAUAAGAGCUCUUCUAACAGAGCCCACGGCCAUGAAGAUUCCUCUCAUGUUUUUCCCUCAGUUUUUAAAAGACAGCUGAAAUCAAAGAGAGCUAAACUGAAUUCUCCUCCAGCUGGUUCUGGGAUGAGAGUGGCUCAAGAGAGGAUGACAAAGUUCAAGAAACUUCAAAAGAAGCUAUCACCACUUAAGAACUGCUGCUGCAAAAAUGAAAAGUACAAUGUUUUGGUCACAAUAGUGCAUCCUUGUCAUAUCAAAGAGAUCCAGAAGACUAGACCAAAAUCUUCACGUAAAGUGCCUGUAGCAACAAUUGCAGUUAUUGACCAGUCAGAAAUUGAGAGGAAGGUGGUGCUGUGGCAUGGUGCUGCAUUUUGGUCACUCACUGUGUUUCCUGGGGAUAUUGUACUGCUUACAGAUAUAAUGGUGUAUGAGAAUCUUUGGUGUGGAGAAAUCAUGCUGCAAUCUACAUUUACCAGUCAGUUACUGAAUAUGGGAAACUGCUCAGCUCUUGAUCCAGAAGAAUUUUAUCCUAUAGUGGAUGGUGAUGUUCUUCGUGGCUUGUUGGCCUACAUAUCAGCAGAAUUUCCACACUUUGGAGACAUGCCACGAAGACAGGUUCAGACUCUGGACAGUGUUCAGUAUGUGCAGCUAGACCAGCUCCAGCCAAAUACAUUGGUUCACUCAGUCUUGAAGAUUACCAGCAUUGCCAUCCUAACAGAAUCUGUGUAUAGCUACAGAGGUGGCAACCAAAGAAAAAUUAUUCUAACAGUAGAACAGAACAGAGAUCAACACUAUAGGAUGGUGCUGUGGGGAGCAGGGGCUGCCUGGUGCCCUCAACUUCAAAGGAAAAAAGAUCACAUAUGGGACUUUAAAUACCUUCUGGUCCAAUGUAGUUCUGUGUCAGGUGACUUUGAGCUGCACACAACUCCAUGGUCAUCCUGUGAGUGCUUGUUUGAUGAUGACAAAAGGGCAAUUGAAUUUAAAGAAAAGUUUCAGAAAAGCAAAACUUCCCUCAUGCAGAUGACAAAGCUCUCAGCACAUUUGGAGGAAAAAUACUCAGGAGUGAUUCAAGUGAAAGCCCAUAUCUCAGAACUGAAGUUUACCAUUUCAACUAGUCAGUACAAACAACUCAUCUUCCGUGCUGAUACUUCACUGGAGUGUGUUUUGGCUUCUCUGCCUUUGAUUACAUAUUCAGGUUGUGCUAAAUGUGGUUUGGAACUACAGGCAGAUGAGAACAUGAUCUACAAGCAAUGUAUUAGGUGCUUGCCAUACAACAAAGUAAAAACCUUCUACAGACCUGCUUUGAUGACAGUAGAAGAUGGAGGAUAUGAAAUUAAUGUUCAUGUAGUAUCCGAGUUGAUGGAAAAAAUCUUCCUCAAUAUUCCUGCAGACUGGCUCAACAGAUUAGUAGUGCCCUCUUCAGAUGUAACCUACAGCACAAUAGUAGCAGAUCUGUGCCAUUUGCUGCUAGCAGAUACAGAAGCAUCCUAUUUAUUGGAAAUUAAGAGCCACUUUGUGCUGGAUGAAAACAGCUAUCCUUUGCAAAAGGAUUUCCAUCUGCUGGGAUUUCAUCCUGAUCUCUGA